Anopheles darlingi is the source of this 4084-nucleotide messenger RNA. RefSeq names its product centrosomal protein of 152 kDa (gene asl). The coding region runs from base 242 to 3643 and encodes 1133 amino acids. NCBI's taxonomy places the organism in Eukaryota, Metazoa, Arthropoda, Insecta, Diptera, Culicidae. The record is from RefSeq and is a predicted model, not a curated record. The transcript is spliced from 3 exons.
GGCAAAAAAAGCGGAAAAACCUUUAUUUAGUUGAGUUUACAUAUUUUUGAAACGAUUAAAUACAUUCCGAGCCUUUUUCACGCACCAUUUCUGCUGCCAGGUGGCCGAAACCGUGCGUUGGCGUGUGCUAGUGCCAGAAGUUCAAGUACAAUCAAAGAUUUUUGCGUUGAAAAUGUGUUUUAUCGUGGUGCUUGCGGUCGUCGAUUGAUGCGAGUACGAUUGCGCCCGAACAGCCUGCACCAUGGACAACGGACCGGGCAUAUCGUUGUUCACCGAUGCCGGCAGCAUCCAUCUGGAUCGACAACUGAACAGCGAACAGGAGCGGGCCGAAGAGGAGGAAGAACUGCGGGAUCGAAAGCGACGGAAAGCACAGUUGGGCAUCGAGUUGGAAGGUGCCUUCGGUGAUGUCACUAGCGAUGACGAUACGCUUAACUCGCUGACCUACCAGUCGAACUACACCGAGGACGAGGAUGACGACGAACCUAGACCACCGGCCGGUGGCCGUCAAGGGCACGGUAACCAUUACCAGCAAGCACUCUUACCACCCACCGUAACUAGUCCUCGGACAGCAGCGGCAGCAGCAGCAGCACCGGCAACGACGGCGUCCCAAGACCUAAUCGGUGGUAGUGAUGUCCGGGAGUUGCGGUUGUUGCUUGAAGCCAAGUCGCGGGAAUUAGAGAGUCUGGCACACACAAUGUACGAAAAGCAGCACGCUCAUGAUCAACAGCUGGGCGAGUUGCGCAAAAAGCUUCUGCUCGAGCAAGCCGAGAAAGAUCGGGCCAUCAUGACGAGCGAUCAAACGCGCGAACUGCUGGUGAAGAGCAAAACGCAGAUCUCCGAGCUAGAAGAUGCAAACGAGAACCUGCGGUCGAAGGUCAGUGCGCUGGAGGAUCGCAAUGUGGCGCUGGUGACCGAGCUAGAGCAGAAGAACACUAUGCUGCAGGACAGCUUGCAUCGGUACCGAAUGUUGGAGCAAAACUCGACCCAAAAAGCCGAUCGCCACACGGACGCGCUGCUUAAGGAGACGGAAGAGCGCCACGGAGCGAAGGUUGCUAUGAUGCAGCAGCAGAUCGACAACCUGCGCAGUGAGUUGGAAGACAAGCGGCAAGAGUGCCGGCGGUUCGAAGCACGCUAUGCCGAGCUCCAGAAAUCCCGCGAAGCACUGCUGAUCGAGAAGUCCGAAACGGUUCAACGAUUGCAGGAACAGCUCGAAGACUCGCAGCGUCAGUGUGGCAAUCUGCUAGCCAAGUCCAAGGGGCAGGGUGAUUUCGAGCAGGAACGAUCGCGAUUGCGCAGCCGUAUUGGAGUGUUAGAAGCAGAGCACACCGGCAUGCGCCAAACGAUUGCUGAUCUAACGAACCAGCUGGAGAAGACACAGGCUGAGCUCGAGCUAAUGGACAGUUUGGUUCACAGCGGUGGUACGCCGGCGAAGGAACAUCCCGUUGCUGCUGCGGCCACACUGAACGGUGAUACGAUUGCGGAAGAUGGUAACAAAAUGCCCCACAACCACCUGCAGGGUAGCGACAUGACGAGCUAUGCAUUCACGCACCGGAAUCUCAUCGGUAGUACGCCGAACAAUCAUCAACAAACACCUGGCGCCAAAUCGGGCCCGGGUGGUGCAUCGGAAGUACGGUUGGCACGCCUCAAGAACGAGCUGCUCGUGUGUAUGACGGGUCAGAAGGAGAAGCGAGAAACGAUUCAACAACUGGAGACCGAUCUGAAGGCUCGCGAUCGGGAGCUGGAGCAGCUGAAGAAGGACGAAAGCGACGCGCUAGUUCAGAUGAACCAGUACAAGGAGGAAGCGUUCCGGUUAAGCUCCAAGUGUCGCAUAUUGGAGCAGGAAUUGGAGAAACUGGUAGCUAAGCAAGGCACUGGAAAGGGCGGUACCGGCACGGCGGGUACUCCUAGUGGCAGCAGCAGUAACAACCCACGUCGUAUGAGCUACGAUCUGCGCCAGGAAGCGCUCGAAGAUCGCAUUUUUACGCUGCAGCAGACGAAACUAGAAGCGGAGGAACAGAUCGAACAGCUGCAGAAGGAAAACGAAAGCUUAACGGAGCGGGUCCACAAGCUGAGUGCUGAAUCGAAUUCCUGUGCCGAGCUAAGGCUCGAGCUGGAGAAGCAAAAAUUUUUGCUCGCCGACGCCCAAGGUGAAUGCGAUCGGUUGAAACGCCUUUACGUGGAAGUGAGUGGAGCACGGGAUGAAAUCAACCGAGAGCUGACCACAUUGCGAUCACAGGAUUCUGCCAAGGAGAUUGCUGCGCUCCAGGAACAGAUUGUUUCGCUCGAACGUACCCUUAAGCUAACCGAGCUGAAGUCGAGCGAGCUGGCCAAGUUGCUGGACAAGGAGAAAACGAGUCACGAAGCAUUGCUAAAGCAGCUCACUACAGCUGGUGGCGGUGGCGAUGGUCCAGGAAACCACCGGUACCACACACCGACCAGGGAAUCGAAGAACGUCGCCAACACCUGCACCAAAUGCAUCGAUGGGUUAGCAAAGAUCACGAAGCUGGAGAUUGAGAAUAUUAAGCUACAAUCCACCUGCACGGGGCAGCUGCGCGAAGUCGGUGAGCUGCGUGCCCAGCUGGACGAUCAGCAGGCGACGAUCACCGAGUUACACGAGCGGCUUGAUCUGAAGGCGGUUCGCGAUCAGGAGCUGGAUGAUCUCAAGGAAAAGGCGGCCCAGUUUCAUGAGUUCAUGCGUAGCCAGCAGCAGCAGCAGCAGCAGCAGCAACAUCAACGAUCAACAUCGUCACCACCACAUCCACAGCUCGUGGACAGUGGCACAUCCCCCGUUCGGAUAGUAUCUCGCGAUCAAAGUGUCGGCCCGGAUGAACUGCUGGAUCUAGAGGACGAGACAGCAAGUGAGCAGGAACUGGAGACGAAACGAAGACAACAGAUGCGCGAGCAGGAACAGCAGGUCAGGGAAGAGAUGGCCCGUGCGUUUGCUGGCCAGAUCAAGCAGAUCGAACAACGUUUCCGCACACAGUUCUCCAGCUUCGAGAGUAACAUCGCAUCGCUGAAGCAGCAGCUACACGAACGAGAAUCGGAGCUACAGGUGCGCAACCAGGAAGUCGAGGUACUAAAGUGUGCAAUCGUGACCGAGCGCGAGAAGGUGGGGGAACUGUUAAAGCGCAAAGAUGCGGACGCUCGGUCGCUCUUCGACAAACAACAGGAACUGAUGGGUAAGUACAAGGCCGAACUGGCCAACGGGCAGCGGAAGGUGCAGUUUCUCGAGCAUGAGCUGCAGGAAAAGCGCGAGCUGAUCCAAUCCGAGCGCCAAUCGAUGGAGAAGCUGAUGGCCCAGAUUGCAACAGAGCGGGCGACGCACCGGGAGCGCGAACAGGAGAUGAUCGACAAGUGCACCGAGCUGGAGGCCGAGUAUCGCAAGAGUCUCGAUCUGGUGACCGAGAAGUACCAGUCAGCAAAGAAGACGGCCCUCAAUUACAAGAAAUAUGCCGAAGACAAGGAGCAACACAUGCUGAAAGAGUACGAUCGCAUCAAGGAAGGAUACAAUACGGCACUGCUGAAAGUACAGAAUCGCAUGAAGGAAGCACUGGAAAGCAAAGAGCGCGCAUUGCGGGAAAAGAUGGCGAAGCUAGAGGCUGAGUACGAUGCUAAACUGGCUCGGGCGGAACCAAAGUUCUAGCUUUAUGGAGAUAUCUCGCCAAACCUGCCAUGUCAUAGUAUGGAUCGCGUGCUUUUCGUUGCAAGCAGAAACCACCAAUUGUUAACUGCCUUAACCAGAACUGCCAUUCUCAUCAACUAUGGCAGCGCGCCUUAGCAUAUGCCAUAGAUAGAUAGCCAUCGUUGUGGCCUCAAACUGGCAACAUUCAGUUGUGGAUCGAAAUGGUAUCAGGCACCAACUAAGUGUGGUGUCAAACAAGAGGUUUUGUUUUAGUUAUUAUACAAACAAGUAUUCUCAGUCUCUCUAUUAACAUGACCCUCACAUACAGCACGUGAACAAGCGGUGUUGUCAUGGAAUGCGAGGCGCAGCCUAACUUGCCUCUCAGCUUCCCCUUAUUGUACCUUGUUCGAUAGAUUAGUUUAGAGCCGUUGUCGUUGAGUAAUGAAUAAACGAAACAUCAGA